UCUUUCAUAGGAAAAAGAAAUUAGUAUGAGAAUAAAAUCUGGUCUAAUUAGACUUAAACGAGGUAGUUGUACUUGUAACUUACACCAACAGUACCAAAUUAAUAGUAAUAAAUAGCGAAUCAAAGCUCUAUCUGAUAGAAAUUCAACUCUUUGGCACUCACUACUCACACUCCACAUUUUAGCCACAACGCAACAAAAUGGUGCACCCAAUAGCCGAGGCCAACGAGAAUAGCCCCUUCGGAACCCUCACGCCGGACGAGUUCUACGCUCGCCACUCAGUGAGUCACGGCUCCGAGUUCAUUACUAACCCUAGGGGUCUUAAGCUCUUCACCCAGUGGUGGACCCCACUCCCUCCGGCCAAACUCAUCGGAACCCUCGCCCUCGUCCAUGGCUUCACCGGCGAGUCCAGCUGGCUCCUCCAACUCACCGCAAUCCACUUCGCCAAGGCUGGAUUCGCCGCCUGCGCCAUCGACCACCAGGGUCACGGCUUCUCCGACGGCCUCAACACCCAUAUCCCCGACAUCAACCCCGUCGUCGACGACUGCAUCUCUUUCUUCGACGCCUUCCGCUCGCGCUUCGAUCCCUCGCUGCCUUCCUUCCUCUACUCCGAAUCCCUCGGCGGCGCCAUCGCGCUCCUCAUCACCCUCCGCCGUCGCGAAUCGCCGUGGAACGGCCUCAUCCUCAAUGGCGCCAUGUGCGGGAUCAGCGCCAAGUUCAAACCGCCGUGGCCGCUCGAGCACUUCCUCUCCAUCGCCGCGGCAAUAAUCCCGACGUGGCGCGUGGUUCCCACGCGCGGCUCGAUCCCUGAUGUCUCGUUUAAGGAGUUGUGGAAGAGGAAGCUGGCGCUGGCGAGUCCGAGGAGGACGGUGGCUCGCCCACGCGCCUCCACGGCGCAGGAGCUGUUGAGGAUAUGCCGGGAGCUGCAGGGAAGGUACGAGGAGGUUGACGUGCCGUUGCUGGUGGUGCACGGCGGCGACGACGUGGUUUGCGACCCGGCUUGCGUGGAGGAGUUGUACGCACGCGCGGCGAGUAAGGAUAAGACGCUGAAGAUAUAUCCUGGGAUGUGGCACCAGUUGGUUGGUGAACCUCAAGAGAACGUGGAGUUGGUGUUUGGGGACAUGUUGGAGUGGCUUCUGAGCCGUGCUCAACGCGCCGCCGUAGACGGGGGCGCUUAAGGGGGCAAGUGUUUGGGUAUUAUAUCUGUGAUUUUAAAUUGCGGUAUUGUGAAAAACCUCUUGAAACCGCAUCAGAUUACACGUUAAAUCCAUGACUAUAUCAUGUAAUAGUAAGAUGAUAAUAUCGGUUGGCUCAUAUUUAGAAUUAACUAGUUGAUCCUAAAAUGUUAUGGGUUCCACCAAUCUAUCCGUGCAAGUCUCAUAUAAUAUGUACACCCUUUAAUUUAAGGGGAAGGAUAUUGUGACAAUCAAUGUAUUACUAACAAGUGACUACCAAUCAAUCUCACCGUUAAAUUGAUUGUG
Messenger RNA from Gastrolobium bilobum, 1478 nucleotides. RefSeq names its product caffeoylshikimate esterase-like. Gene Ontology annotation, molecular function: lipase activity. The coding region runs from base 198 to 1175 and encodes 325 amino acids. The transcript has a single exon. Lineage: Eukaryota; Viridiplantae; Streptophyta; Magnoliopsida; Fabales; Fabaceae. Gene Ontology annotation, cellular component: membrane. The record is from RefSeq and is a predicted model, not a curated record.